UAGUGCGGAGGGUUUUGCCCUUCGUAAAGAUGGCCGCGGAGGCUUUUGGAGCCAACUGGGAGCGCAGUACGAGAUUUCUGGAGCAUGGGCAGAGAAGACAGGAACAAGCGUAGCAUUCGUGAGCACCGAUUGGCUGAAGCGAGCACCCCGGAGCUGACUGGCUCCGCCAUUCGCUGGAAGGAGUUUGUGGCGCCAGAGAAAAGUAGCCAGAGCGGCGCAGUGGCGGCCGCGUUCUGUGGUUUUCCGCUAUUCCCCCAGACCCGCACCUUCUCGGCCUCUUUGCGGAGAAUCGUGACCAAGAUGUGGAACAGUGGAUUCGAAAACUAUGGCAGCUCCUCAUACGGGGGAGCCGGCGGCUACACGCAGUCCCCGGGGGGCUUUGGAUCGCCUGCACCUUCUCAAGCCGAAAAGAAAUCAAGAGCCCGAGCCCAGCACAUUGUGCCCUGUACUAUAUCUCAGCUGCUUUCUGCCACUUUGGUUGAUGAAGUGUUCAGAAUUGGGAAUGUUGAGAUUUCACAGGUCACUAUUGUGGGGAUCAUCAGACAUGCAGAGAAGGCUCCAACCAACAUUGUUUACAAAAUAGAUGACAUGACAGCUGCACCCAUGGACGUUCGCCAGUGGGUUGACACAGAUGACACCAGCAGUGAAAACACUGUGGUUCCUCCAGAAACAUAUGUGAAAGUGGCAGGCCACCUGAGAUCUUUUCAGAACAAAAAGAGCCUGGUAGCCUUUAAGAUCAUGCCCCUGGAGGAUAUGAAUGAGUUCACCACACAUAUUCUGGAAGUGAUCAAUGCACACAUGGUACUAAGCAAAGCCAACAGCCAGCCCUCAGCAGGGAGAGCACCUAUCAGCAAUCCAGGAAUGAGUGAAGCAGGGAACUUUGGUGGGAAUAGCUUCAUGCCAGCAAAUGGCCUCACUGUGGCCCAAAACCAGGUGUUGAAUUUGAUUAAGGCUUGUCCAAGACCUGAAGGGUUGAACUUUCAGGAUCUCAAGAACCAGCUGAAACACAUGUCUGUAUCCUCAAUCAAGCAAGCUGUGGAUUUUCUGAGCAAUGAGGGGCACAUCUAUUCUACUGUGGAUGAUGACCAUUUUAAAUCCACAGAUGCAGAAUAACUGGAUCUAACUGGGUACCUGAGAUAUUUUACAGCUGGACCUAGUUUCACAAUCUGUUGUCUCCAGCUCUGCAUAUGUCUGGCCAGGGGGCUUCUAGGAAGUAGGUUUCAUCUAUCAAAGGUCUCCUCUGACUUCCUUUUGAAACUUACUGCUCUUCUGUUUUAUUUUGUUUUGUUUGAAGCUCAGAGGGAGAUGGGCAAUUGACAGGGAUGCAAUCCAGGGUGGGAUUUCUUGAGGAAGUUACAAAUAAGCUUGUUACAACAUCAAGAUAGAUGGAAUUGGAAGGAUGCUACCAGGAGAGUACUUACAUAGUGCUCAGGAGUUUCUCUUCUUAAAAUGUUUCCUGCUGAAAGAUGAGCAGGACCAGGGUGUUGUAGGCAGAACCCUAGCCGAGAAACCUGCUGGCCUCUGCCUGUUUUCAUUUCCCACUUUGGUUGUGUGGCAUUACUUUCAGAAUUGCACUUUCCUGCUUGUCAUGACUUUUUGACACACUUGCCAUGACGUGUGUUUCUGUGAACAUGAAGUUCUGCGGUAGUGCCUCCAGGGGCAGAGGAAAAGAAGAAGUGUUACUGCGUUUUGUACAAAAUAAAUACAUUCAUAUGUUUAAUAAAACAGUUCUAUUGUAGUAACUUGUAAAAA
This is a messenger RNA of Pan troglodytes (chimpanzee), 1752 nucleotides long. RefSeq names its product replication protein A2 (gene RPA2). Gene Ontology annotation, cellular component: DNA replication factor A complex; site of double-strand break; chromosome, telomeric region. NCBI's taxonomy places the organism in Eukaryota, Metazoa, Chordata, Mammalia, Primates, Hominidae. Gene Ontology annotation, molecular function: single-stranded DNA binding. Gene Ontology annotation, biological process: double-strand break repair via homologous recombination; nucleotide-excision repair; DNA replication. The record is from RefSeq and is a predicted model, not a curated record.